CAUAGGUUUAUAAAGCUUGGCUUUUCUCAAAAAAAAAUUUUUUGGGGGGGAAUAUUCUUCCUUAUUUCAUAUACUGGUAGAAAUUUGGUAUUCAAUGAAUUUUAUUAAAUAAUAAUUCUUAGGUUCUGAUGACCUUAGCAUUGGGUCUGAAUUUAAACCACAGUCCUCCUGCUUGUUAGUUGAGUGGCCUUAAAGAACUAGUGCAGUUCUCUGAUGUGAAAAUGUUUGUAAAAGGGAGGAAUCUGUUGGAGGGUCCCUGUGAGCAUAAAUGAGAAAAUCUACUGAGUAAUAAGGGAGAUGUGCAGCCGCACUGCCUGCAGGUCUCGCUCGGCCUGUGAUUUGCUGGGGAAGUCCUCCCCUUUCUUCUCUGGCAGUGUUCUUGUCUUUACCCUGCUUACAUUCAGGGAAGGAAUGGAUGAUACAAGUUUUUUUUUAAAAAAAAAAUGUGUGUAGCUGAGAGAGGGAAGGAGCAGGGAAGAAGGAGAAAGGAGAAGAGGCCUAGAAAGUCUUCUGAAGCCGUUGGCACGCUUAGGAUGAAGUCCUAUUUUGUGACGGACUAUGAUCCAACCAUCGAAGAUUCAUACACAAAGCAGUGUGUGAUUGAUGACCGAGCGGCCCGGCUGGACAUUUUGGAUACAGCGGGACAAGAGGAGUUUGGAGCCAUGAGAGAGCAAUACAUGAGGACAGGCGAGGGCUUCCUGUUGGUCUUCUCCGUCACGGAUAGAGGCAGUUUUGAAGAAAUUUAUAAGUUUCAAAGACAGAUUCUCAGAGUAAAGGACCGUGAUGAGUUUCCCAUGAUUUUAAUUGGCAAUAAAGCUGACCUGGACCAUCAGAGACAGGUAACGCAGGAAGAAGGGCAGCAAUUAGCGCGGCAGCUCAAGGUCACGUAUAUGGAGGCAUCGGCAAAGAUCAGGAUGAAUGUAGAUCAAGCUUUCCACGAACUCGUCCGGGUUAUAAGGAAAUUUCAAGAGCAAGAAUGCCCUCCUUCACCAGAACCAACCCGGAAAGAAAAAGACAAGAAAGGCUGCCAUUGCGUCAUUUUCUAAGAGUCCCUUGAGGCUUAGCUAACAACUGCCAGGGAAGUCCUCACCUCUGCUACCGUUUACAUCAUCCGGUACCUGUAGCCUUAGACCGAUGAUCACCGCGUUAGCCUUACACCAAGAAGCUGGCAGAUCCUUUAUGUGAAGCUAAUGUAACGGUCUUUCCCAGACGUGUGUAAAGGAAACACUAAGGCUGCUCCAGACAAUAUCUGAUUCCUUUAAAACACAUGUCUACGCAGAUGCACUCUGCAAGGGCUUUUAAUAGAGGCAAACCAAGUUUGGAGCCUGAGCUGUUUGCUAAGCUGAAGUCAUAGGUUGUGAAGUAAUUUUUAACUUCUGGAAUCAUGUUGCCUACUGUUACUCAAAAUAGAAAUAUAGGGAAGGUGGUUUUUUGUUGUUGUUGUUUUUGUUUUUGUUUUUUUUUUUUUUAAUGUGAAAUUUUGCCUAUCUUUGAAACUUUUGAUGUCAACUUUCAUUAACCUUAAAUACACUGAAUGGAAUCUACAAAAGUGAGACAUCUCAGACCUUUCCUGAUGCUACGGCUUUUGUUUUUCCAGUGGCCAGAAUACCAAAAUGCCUGUUGUAUUUAUGGAUUAAAAACUGCUGACUAAGCCUUUGUUAUCAUGCUUCCUUCAAGAUGUCAAUAUUCUCUGUGGCCAAAUGUUUGGACUGGUUCUACACGUAGGUGUUCACAGCCGUGGUAAGGGUAAGAGUGAACGGUUCCUGUCUGUCUUCCUUUUCAAGUAUUCCUGGCUAAGGGAUUAAAAAAGAAUACCCACACAAGCUAAAGCUGUUUUUGUUUGAUGUAAUAUAAAAUAUGGAAUUGAUCUUUCCAAAGUCAGAGAUGAUUAAUGUUUUUGCUAUAUACUUUUAUACGUUAUUUUCUUAUCAAACUAGUUAACAAGUAUUUUUAUAUGUUUGUAAGCAAAUAUGCUUUCGCAGCGUACCUUGUGUAUAUGUAAAGAUGAGUAUUUAAGUCAUCUGUUCACUGUUAACUGACAAAGAGAACGUGGAAGCCACGGAGACCAUGACUUUUGUUUGCUGGCUUGGUCCUUGUUACAUCCACUGGUGGCCAAUAAUCAGAAAACCUUCCCAACAGAACGCAACAGGAUGAGACUGAAGUCACGUUCAAUGUCCCCGCUAGAUAUUGACUGUUAUAUCAAGUAUUACGUGUAAAACUUCUACUUGACAAUUAGUGUAACUGUGGAUGGCUUCUGACUUUGUUUUUAACUCUGUGGAUUGUGUUUAAGCAAUUCAAAGUAUGUUCCCGAUUUUGAGACUCAGUGGUAUUGCACAGUGGUCACUUUAUUGAAUGUGUACAACAGCCCCGUGAAGUUUAUAAAGUGGACCCUUGUAUAGCUUCAGGUGCUAGAAUUAAAGUUGAUCUAUUAUCACCAGA
This is a messenger RNA of Mastomys coucha (southern multimammate mouse), 2439 nucleotides long. It is a transcript of the gene Rras2, whose product is annotated as RAS related 2. The record is from RefSeq and is a predicted model, not a curated record. Gene Ontology annotation, biological process: signal transduction. The transcript has 6 exons. Gene Ontology annotation, cellular component: plasma membrane. Gene Ontology annotation, molecular function: GDP binding; GTP binding; GTPase activity. NCBI's taxonomy places the organism in Eukaryota, Metazoa, Chordata, Mammalia, Rodentia, Muridae. Bases 444 to 1046 code for a protein of 200 amino acids.